This is a messenger RNA of Mustela erminea (ermine), 1447 nucleotides long. RefSeq names its product telomeric repeat binding factor 1 (gene TERF1). Gene Ontology annotation, cellular component: nucleus; chromosome, telomeric region. Lineage: Eukaryota; Metazoa; Chordata; Mammalia; Carnivora; Mustelidae. The coding region runs from base 42 to 1343 and encodes 433 amino acids. Gene Ontology annotation, molecular function: telomeric repeat DNA binding; protein homodimerization activity. Gene Ontology annotation, biological process: telomere maintenance. The record is from RefSeq and is a predicted model, not a curated record. The transcript has 10 exons.
GCUCGGCGCCUGGAGGGGCGGACCUGUUCGAGUGAUUUAACAUGGCGGAAAGUGCUACCGUAGAGGCGCCGAGUCCGCGGGGUUGUGCGGAUGGGGAAGACGCAGACCCCCCAGAAGAGGGGAUGGCAGAAACGCCGAGAGAUGAUCAGGAGCAAUUUGAGUGCCAGGAAUUGCUCGAGUGGCAAGUGCAGGUGGGGGCCCCUGGGGAAGAAGAGGCCUCUGGCCCGGUGGCGGAGGCCGAGGCGAUAGCUGCCGGUUGGAUGCUCGAUUUCCUCUGCCUCUCUCUUUGCCGGGCCUUCCGCGACGGUCGCUCCGAGGACUUCCGCCGGACCCGCGACAGUGCCGAAGCUAUUAUUCAUGGACUGUCCAGUCUAACAGCUUAUCAGUUGAGAACGAUAUACAUAUGUCAGUUUUUGACAAGAAUUGCCUCAGGAAAAGCCCUUGAUGCACAGUUUGAAACUGAUGAACGAAUUACACCCUUGGAAUCAGCCCUGAUGAUUUGGGCUUCAAUUGAAAAAGAACAUGACAAACUUCAUGAAGAAAUAGAGAAUUUAGUUAAAAUUCAGGCUAUAGCUGUUUGUAUGGAAAAUGGCAAUUUUAAAGAAGCAGAAGAAGUCUUUGAAAGAAUAUUUGAUGACCCGAAUUCUUAUGAGCCUUUAAAAAGGAAAUUGCAUAAGAUAAUCUCUCAGAGAGAUACAUUCCACUCAAUUUUUCAGCACUUCAGCUACAACAACAUGAUGGAGAAAAUUAAGAGUUAUGUGAAUUCUGUGAUAAAUGAAAAAUCAUCAGCCUUUCUUAUGAAGGCAGCAGCAAAAGUAGUAGAAAGUAGAAGGGCAAGAACAACUCAAGAUAAACCUAAUGGUAACAGUGUUGAAGUGGAAACUGAAGCUAAUUUGGAUGUAGGAAAAAGUGUUAGUGACAAACAGUCUGCAACUGACUUCUCAGGGAGUACAGUGUCCUUGUUGAGGUGUCACAAGAAGCUCAUUCUAUCUAAGUCAAAACACGGAAGCCAACAACAGGAUUUUAGAAGGGAAGAAGAAAGAAUGGAAAUUCUUCAAAGUGAAAGAAUGAAAAGACUUAGGAGACAAGCUGCUGAAAAUAAGAGACGACAUGUUUUGAAUAGUCAGCCAGGAACUUCUAAAAAACCACAAUCUAGGAAAAAACAGGCAUGGCUUUGGGAAGAAGACAAGAAUCUGAGAUCCGGUGUGAGGAAAUACGGAGAAGGAAACUGGUCUAAAAUAUUAUUACAUUAUAAGUUCAACAACCGAACAGGCGUCAUGUUGAAAGACAGAUGGAGGACUAUGAAGAAGCUAAAACUCAUUUGCUCAGACAGUGAAGACUAAAUGUUUUUGUAAAAGCUUGGUAAAAGGACAGUUAAAUAUUUUGGUCACUGCCUUUUGUUUGAAAGUUGGUGGUCAUUGAUGUAUCUUAAAAUUUUUGUCUAAAG